Diorhabda carinulata is the source of this 1940-nucleotide messenger RNA. RefSeq lists its product as uncharacterized. Gene Ontology annotation, molecular function: protein-cysteine S-palmitoyltransferase activity. The transcript has 8 exons. NCBI's taxonomy places the organism in Eukaryota, Metazoa, Arthropoda, Insecta, Coleoptera, Chrysomelidae. Gene Ontology annotation, cellular component: Golgi apparatus; endoplasmic reticulum. The record is from RefSeq and is a predicted model, not a curated record. The coding region runs from base 92 to 1843 and encodes 583 amino acids. Gene Ontology annotation, biological process: protein targeting to membrane; peptidyl-L-cysteine S-palmitoylation.
CCAGUAUGCACGUGACUGAACGCUUAUAUACCACGAGGAGCCACCGCUAUGGAUUCGUCGUUAUCGUCGUCAUCUUCGUGGGUUUUCUGCGAUGUUAAACACGGAAAACGGUAAAGGCAAUUUGGGAGACGGCGGUAGCGUCAUUCAAUCCAACAGGCUCCGCCGUCAGCACGGCUUCCAACUGCCGUUGCAUCCCCUGCAGCUUACAGGUUGGCUGGCGUUAGCUAUCCUCUCGGGUGGUUCAUUUUUAAUAUUGAUUCCAGCUUUGCCGAUUCACGUCCAACCACCAGUUCUAGCAGUACUAUCUUUAUUGCUGUUACUCCAUCUCACGACUCAUCUGGGCGCUGCAUUGGUCGAUCCCGCCGAAGCAGCAUUAAGAGAAAGAGAACCUGAACCAGUACCACAACUUGAUAGAACAAAAUACGCCCACGUGAUCGAAAGCGGCAACUGUCACUUGUGCCUAAUUCUGAUCAGCGGUCCUAGAACGAAACAUUGCAGCUCCUGUAACAAGUGCGUUGCACGUUUCGAUCAUCAUUGUAAGUGGUUGAAUCAUUGUAUCGGCGCAAGAAAUUACGCACUUUUCGUAAUGUGUGUUUCUACGGCGGUCGCAGCCGCCGCAGUAGUAACGGCGCUAGCCGUCGCUCAAUUAGUUUUGCAUCAUUCCUCGUGGUAUUGGAGUAAUCAGCAAGAAGAAGGGGAUUCAACUACCGACAAAAAGGAUUCGUUUAUACCUGAUAUAAACUCAACAACAUCCUUGCCUCCGUCCUCACUGCCGUCCAGUGAUGCCGCUUUUCUAGCAGUUGUAGCAGCCUUAGGUCUUCUGGCAGCCAUUACAGCUGGCCUAUUGCUGCAUCUGUGCUUUUUUCACAUAUACAUUUCAUUUUUGGGUCUCACCACCUAUGAAUACAUUAGAAAUCAAAGACAGAAUCCGGUUCCUGCUACCAGUUCGCAACAAGAAGAAGUGCAGAUAAAUAAUAACCCAAAUCUCAGACAUAGACCUAUAAAUUUAGGUUGCGGUGAACAGAAAACCAAAACCACGCUAUUUACGUGUACAGUUUUGGAGGAAACUUUCUCAAAUUGUAACGUCGAACCAACACCGACUCCACCCAGUACACCACAGGAUUGCCAAUUGUGCGUUAUGUCCAAUAAUUCUAUAGCUCCCGAAAUCAAGCCAGUACAACAAAAAAAAGUUAGAAAAAAGUGGAACUGUUGUGUAUCGGUGCCAGAUAGUCCGGACGAUCCCCAUAGUCCCUCCGAGCCAAAGUGUCUUAUAUCUUUAUGCAAGCACAAAGCAAAAAACAAGAAUCUACCUGCACUAGAAGGAAGAUCUCAUCGAACACACGGGCAUUGGUCGAGUGCUAAAUUAAGAAUGAUAUUUAGGGUGCUGGGUAAUUUGGGACACAAUAAACGAAACCCUAGCCAACCCACGCAACUAACUAGAAACAACCAAGUGGUGCCUAAUUCUGACCAAAUCCUCUCUACUCAACCCAUUCAAACCAUCAACAAUCUAGUACCUGUUACCUAUCCAGAGGUAACUAGAAGAGCUAACACUUUACCAGCUCUUCCAGCCCCUCCGCGUCGUAGACUCAUAAGUGAAACAGAACUGGCAAACGCGCUUUCCGUGUUACAACAGCAACAACAACGUUGCGGUGCCAGAAGGUCUCUUUAUCGUAGAAGAAGAAGGAGCGUCGUCCAUAGACCCAAAACCCCAGCCCUUUCUCCUAUUAGAGAAAGCGGACUGUCUAAUCCUGCGUCUCCGUCCCGACAAACUUGCACCGUAUCAGCAUUAAGUGGAACUACGGUUUUACCAUUCCACAAUCUCAACGCUCAAAACGCCUCGUAAUCAAUUCCACUUGGGUUUACGAUUAUGAAGGUGGAUUUAUAAACUCUUAGACUGACGCUUUCGUUGCGUUACGUUCGACUUCACAUUGGAUCUGCGU